This is a messenger RNA of Syngnathus acus (greater pipefish), 2002 nucleotides long. Its product is annotated as glucagon receptor-like. Bases 85 to 1446 code for a protein of 453 amino acids. Gene Ontology annotation, molecular function: peptide hormone binding; glucagon receptor activity. Gene Ontology annotation, cellular component: plasma membrane. Gene Ontology annotation, biological process: adenylate cyclase-modulating G protein-coupled receptor signaling pathway; cell surface receptor signaling pathway. The record is from RefSeq and is a predicted model, not a curated record. The transcript has 13 exons. NCBI's taxonomy places the organism in Eukaryota, Metazoa, Chordata, Actinopteri, Syngnathiformes, Syngnathidae.
AUUGAGCGCAUUUGAGCCCAGUCAAUAAAUAAUGUCUCAAAGUUAUUGGCAUUGUCUUUUUAUAAUCGACUGAAUGUGGUGUGCAUGCUUUACAGCAAAUGCUUCAUAUUUGUGUUUUCACCUUCAGUGUGCAAGAACAAAUUAAUCACAAUGGCUGCAGCGGGAGACAUCAUGGCCGUGAUUUGUCUGACGCUUGUCAAGCUGCCCAUGAUUGACAUGGGCGGCGGAAAAGUGUUAGAAGAAACCUACCACAAGUGGUUACAGUAUAAGGACGACUGUAUCAAGAUGAUUGAAAAUGAGCCUCUACCUGAAGAUGGCUUGUUUUGCAACAGAACCUUUGAUAGAUACGCCUGCUGGCCAGAUGCUCCUGCUGGAUCUCUUGUGAACAUCUCCUGUCCUUUCUACCUGCCCUGGUAUGAUCAAGUGUCUCACGGCGUGGUGCUGCGCCACUGCGGCACCGACGGUUUUUGGGAGCGUGAUGAGAAGGGCCACGUGUGGAGAGAUAAGUCCCAGUGUGAAGAGGAAAAAGAGGUGGCAUCCCAGGAGAUGUGGCUCAAAAAAAUGAUGUUGAGCUUCAGGACGUUGUACACGGUGGGCUACUCCCUUUCUCUCCUCACUCUCGUUACUGCUCUUGUUAUUCUACUGAGCUUCAGGAAACUGCGUUGCACGCGGAACUACAUCCACGUCAACCUCUUCCUGUCCUUCAUCUUGCGAGCCGUGUCCGUCAUCGUGAAGGACACCAUGCUGGAACGACACUGGGGACGUGAGAUCGUGAAACCCGGCGACGUGAGCGAGAUGCUCAGUCAUCAGGCUGCUAUCGGUUGUAGGAUAGCUCAGGCGCUGAUGCAAUACUGCGUGCUGGCCAACCACUACUGGUUCUUUGGAGAAGCCAUUUAUUUGUACUCGGUGCUGAUUGCCUCGGUCCUCAUCGACAGUAACAAAUAUUUGCCUUACAUCUGUCUCGGCUGGGGAACUCCGCUUCUCUUUGUGGUUCCCUGGGUAGUGAUGAAGAUUCUGAAAGAAAACAAAGAAUGUUGGGCUGUCAACGAGAACAUGAACUACUGGUGGAUCAUUCGUUCGCCCAUUCUUUUUGCUUCGCUCAUCAAUUUCCUGAUAUUUGUGAAGAUUCUGAAGGUUAUUCUAUCCAAGCUACGAGCCAACAACCAGAGUGACUAUUACAGUUACAAACGCCGGCUCGCCAAGGCGACGCUGACCUUGAUUCCCUUGUUUGGCAUUCAUGAGGUCAUCUUCAUCUUUGUCACGGAUGAACAAACGGCAGGAGUUCUGCGCUACUUUAAAGUCUUCUUCUCACUUUUUCUCAAUUCGUUUCAGGGCUUUCUCGUGGCGGUUCUUUACUGCUAUGCAAACAAAGAGGUGAGGGAAGAGUUGAAGAGGAAAGUGCGCAUCUGGACGACAGAAACACGGCUCGUGUGCUGUGGACAGUGACUAGCCGGCGUCAAAACCCGCGUGAACACUUUUUCUAUCGCCACAGUGCCAGAAAGUAACAGAUCCUCCGAUAGCCCAACGAGUUGGCCAUCGCCCACCGCCGACAGUUCCCUUUUCCAACGUCACAUUCAGAGGGCUGACCAGUGUCACGAGGCCUCACUGCUACAAUGUCCCGCAGCUAUAACGGGCGAUGCCGCCCCGCGGCGUCCAGAUGGCCAUGACGCCGUGCUGGUAAUAUCAACAGGCAUGCAGGUGUCGUUCCAAAUUCAUCUUCAGGACCCUGUGGAGCUACUUCCACAUGUUGCUGAUUUAGAGUCAGACUAAACACUGUAAUUAUGGUUCAUUUGAAAAUAUUGUAUGAUUUGUUUUUGGAAGGGGUAAAAUCGUCGUUGUUAUUUAACAUGUCUUGUCACUGGUUAUAAAGUCUUGUGAUAAUGUAUUUAGCAAGCUCUUAAUUGUUGUCUCAGUGAAACUAAAAAUUGAUUAUAAUUUAAUGUGUGCUCGUGGAAAGGGUUUAUACAAUUUUGUGUGAGUUACAGAUUAUGUUUCUCUAUUG